Molecule: messenger RNA, 750 nt
Organism: Aspergillus alliaceus
Lineage: Eukaryota; Fungi; Ascomycota; Eurotiomycetes; Eurotiales; Aspergillaceae
Product: chaperonin 10-like protein
Exons: 1
Coding region: 1-750 (249 amino acids)
Source: RefSeq, a predicted model, not a curated record
AUGCGCGCCCAAGUCCUCAAAGCGUUUAAUACACCAUAUGUGUUGAAAACAUUACUGAAGCUAGCUGAGCCUACAGGACAGGAUAUAUUGGUCAAUGUCAAGGCUGCCUCGUACUGCCACACCGAUGCUGUCUUUGCCUCGGGUGCCAUGUGGCAAGACUUACCUCGUGUUGGGUCCCACGAAUUCGCGGGCGAAAUUGUUGCCAUGGGACCCGAUGUCCCUCCUGAACUGGGCCUCAAGGUGGGCGCGGGAGUCGGUGUUCCGGGCCGCGCGUUCCAUCCGUGUGGCUCAUGCUACCAAUGCAACAACAAUGACGGAGAUCCUGAUAAAUACGGCGUGUAUUGCACCAAGGCGGGCAAUUUAGGCCUGUCAAGAGACGGUGGCUUCCAAGAAUUCUGCAUUACGGACUCGCGACAGGUCGCCCCCAUACCCUCCAACAUGACUGCAGUGGAAACGGCUCCUUUGAUGUGCGCCGGCCUGACCAUCUGGAGCCCGAAUAUUUCUAUAGAGGACUUAAAAGCCGUGUUUUCUACCAAUGUCACGGGUCUUAUUUAUAUUAUCCAAGCUGUGUUGCCGGUCUUCUUAAAACGUGAAAAUACUGGACGCGGUGAUAUUAUUAAUAUCGGAAGCAUUGCAGGGCGUGAAGCGUAUCCCAGUGGAAGUGUAUACUGUACCAGCAAGGCUGUAUCCCGGGCCUUUACGGAUAUAUUGCAUCGCGAAUUAAUUGUAACUCGAAUCCGUAUAAUAUAG